AUGCAGUCAGAAACUCCCCUUUCCGGGUCGAGUACCGAGCGUGUCGACGACGACCAAAAUUCUAUAACCCCCUACAAGAGUUCGCCGAAUGACAGCGAAACAUGGCCAAUCACCCAGGAAGUCGAGAUACUCAGGGAGCGUAACGAGGCAAACGGCGGAAAGCCCCGAAAGCUGGGUGUGACAUGGAAGAACCUCACGGUCAAGGGCAUCAGCAACGAUGCCCUCUUCAACGAGAAUGUACUGUCGCAACUGAACCCGUUCGGAAAGAGCGGAAAGAAUACUCCAAUGAAGACUAUCAUCGAUAACUCAUAUGGAUGCGUGAAGCCUGGAGAGAUGCUCCUUGUCCUAGGGAAUCCGGGAGCCGGUUGUACAUCAUUGCUCAAUAUCCUAUCAAAUCACCGGUUAGGUUACGCGGAGAUUGAGGGUGACGUCUCCUUCGGUUCCAUGUCCAGCGAUGAAGCUAAGGCGUAUCGUGGUCAAAUAAUUAUGAACACGGAGGACGAGAUCUUCUUCCCUACCAUGUCUGUGGGCGCUACCCUUGACUUCGCGACGCGUAUGAAGGUCCCCUACAACCUUCCACCUGAUAUCGCAACUCACGAAGAAUACGCCAAAGUGUACAAAGAGUUCCUACUGAGAUCUCUCGGUAUUGAGCACACGCAUGAUACCAAGGUUGGAGACGAGUACAUUCGUGGUGUGUCCGGUGGUGAGCGAAAGCGGGUUUCUAUCCUGGAAUGUCUUGCUACGCGCGGCAGCGUCUUUUGCUGGGACAACUCCACCAGAGGUCUCGAUGCUGGAACAGCAUUGGACUGGACAAAGGCUAUGCGUGCCAUGACCGACAUACUCGGAUUGACUACUAUUGCAACCUUGUACCAAGCUGGCAACGGCAUCUAUGAGCAGUUCGACAAGGUGCUCAUCCUCGAUGAGGGCAAGCAGAUCUACUAUGGCCCGCGGGAAGAGGCUGUCCCGUUCAUGCAAGAUCUUGGGUUCCUCUGCGAUCCAGCGGCGAACCAAGCCGACUUCCUCACCAGCGUCACAACCCCGGACGUGCGUGCCAUCGCCGAAGGCUUCGAGAAGAGUUUUCCGCGGAACGGCGAAGAAGUACGAGCAGCGUAUGAACAGUCAUCCAUCAAGGCCACAAUGGUGGCGGAACUCGAUUACCCCGAAACCGACGAAGCGAAGCAGAACACGAUCGACUUCAAGGAGAUGGAAGCUCGGGACAAGCACAAGGGCCUUCCAAAGAACACCACAGUAACCACGAGUUUCUACUCUCAGGUCAAGACGGCAGUCACUCGGCAGUAUCAGAUAUUGUGGGGUGAUAAGCCUGUGCUCAUUGUAAAGCAAGUCUCUACUCUCAUCCAAGCUCUCGUCGCUGGAUCAUUGUUCUACCAAGCGCCAGACCACUCGGCUGGUCUCUUCCUCAAAGGUGGCGCAUUGUUCUUCUGUCUUCUGUACCCUGCCUAUAUGGGACUUUCGGAGGUGACCGACUCUUUUACCGGAAGACCUGUCUUGGCUAAGCAUCGAUCGUUCGCCAUGCACUACCCUGCCGCUUUCGUCAUCGCCCAGAUUGCUACUGACAUACCAUUGAUGCUGUUCCAGAUGACGCACUUUGGAAUUGUCAUAUACUUUAUGGUCGGACUCGAGACUACUGCAUCAGCUUUCUUCACAUUCUGGAUCAUCAUCUUCGCAUCAGCCAUGGCUAUGACGGCGUGUUUCCGAAUGAUAGGUGCUGCUUUCCCGACAUUUGACGCAGCGACUAAAGCUUCAGGCCUUCUCGUUUCAGCACUCUUCAUGUACAUGGGAUACAUGAUCAUCAAGCCAGAGAUGAAGGAUUGGUUCGUGUGGAUCUUUUGGAUCAACCCGAUGUCUUAUGGGUUCGAAGCUUUGCUUGGUAACGAGUUCCACAACACACAGGUACCGUGUGUGGGCCCUAAUCUGGUCCCUAACGGACCAGGAUAUGUACCUGGUGAAGGUGGCCAGUCAUGCAUGGGUGUCAACGGCGCCCAACCCGGAGCGAGCACACUUACAGGAGAUCAGUAUCUUGCCUCCAUGUCCUUCAGCCAUAGCCAUCUCUGGCGCAACGUCGGCAUCAUCUUCGCAUGGUGGGUAUUCUUCGUCGCAGUCACUAUUGUCUUCACCUCAAGGUGGAAGGAGAUGGGCGAAGGUGGACGUGGACUCCUCAUUCCCAGGGAGAAGCAGAAGAAGAACAAGCAUAUCCAAGCUAAUGAUGAAGAGUCGCAAGCUGUUGAGAAGCCACAAGCCAGCUUUGAGUCUUCCAGCUCCGACGGAUCACUCGCCAACCAGCUCAUCCGCAACACUUCUAUCUUCACGUGGAAGAACCUUACUUACACCGUCAAGACCCCUUCGGGCGAUCGCGUCCUCCUCGACAACGUUCAAGGUUUUGUGAAGCCAGGUACUCUCGGGGCUUUGAUGGGAUCGUCAGGCGCUGGCAAAACAACACUACUGGACGUUCUCGCCCAACGCAAGACCGACGGCACGAUCCGUGGAUCUAUCAUGGUUGAUGGGCGCGACCUUCCCGUCUCAUUCCAGCGAUCGGCAGGUUAUGUUGAACAGAUGGACGUACACGAGUCGUUGUCCACAGUGCGUGAGGCCUUGGAAUUCUCAGCUCUCCUCCGACAGUCUCGUGAAACCCCACGAGAGGAGAAGCUUCGCUAUGUUGACACCAUUAUCGACCUCCUACAACUCCAUGACAUUGAGCAUACCCUAAUCGGCCAACCUGGUGCUGGUCUCUCCAUAGAGCAGCGUAAGCGGUUGACAAUCGGCGUCGAGCUAGUUUCGAAGCCUAGCAUUCUGAUCUUCCUUGACGAGCCGACGUCUGGUCUGGAUGGAGAAGCUGCUUUCACCACUGUGCGCUUCUUACGCAAGCUCGCAGAGGUCGGACAGGCGAUCCUUGUCACGAUCCAUCAGCCGUCAGCUCAGCUUUUUGCGCAAUUCGAUACCCUUCUUUUGCUCGCAAAGGGCGGCAAGACGGUUUAUUUUGGCGACAUUGGUGACGAUGCAAGCACAGUCAAGUCUUACUUUGCCAGCCACGGAGCGCCUUGUCCACGCGAGGCUAACCCUGCCGAACACAUGAUCGAGGUUGUCUCCGGUAGUCUGUCUAAAGACACUGACUGGAACAAGGUUUGGCUUGAGUCGCCCCAGCAUGAGAAGAUGACUGAAGAGCUCGACAACAUCGUCGCGGAGGCCGCCGCUAAGCCACCAGGUACCGUCGAUGAUGGCCAUCAAUUCGCAGCUCCCAUGUGGGAGCAAGUCAAGAUCGUCACCCACCGCAUGAACAUCUCGUUGUUCCGCAAUACUGAGUACGUCAACAAUAAAGUGCUCAUGCACAUCCUGCUGGCCUUGCUGAACGGCUUCACCUUCUGGAUGAUUGGUGAUAGUCUCCAAGACCUUCAACUGCGACUGUUCACUGUCUUCAGUUUUAUCUUUGUUGCUCCUGGUGUCAUCUCCCAGCUGCAGCCGCUGUUCAUCCAGCGUCGCGAUGUUUACGAGACACGUGAGAAGAAGAGCAAGACAUACCACUGGGCACCGUUCGUAACAGGUCUGAUCGUUUCAGAACUUCCGUAUCUGGUAGUAUGUGCGGUCAUGUACUAUGUGUGCUGGUACUUUACUGCUGGCCUUCCUGGCGCCGCGAAGUACGCUGGCAGCACAUUUUUCGUUGUGCUUGUUUACGAGUUUCUCUACACCGGCAUUGGACAGAUGAUUGCCGCCUACUCUCCCAACGCGGUGUUUGCCUCACUCGUCAAUCCUCUUUUCGUCACAACUCUCGUGUCAUUCUGCGGAGUACUCGUGCCUUACAGCCAGAUCGAGCCAUUCUGGAGGUACUGGCUCUACUACCUUGACCCCUUCAAUUACCUGAUGUCCUCUCUCCUCGUCUUCACCACCUGGUCUGCCGACGUCGACUGCAAGACAAGCGAACUCGCCAUCUUCGAUCCGGCUGCCAACCAGACCUGUGGCGAGUACCUCUCAGUCUAUCAGCAGGGUAUGGGCGUCGGUAUCAACUUGCUUAACCCAGAAGCCACCGCCGAUUGCCGCGUAUGCCAGUACAAGACUGGAGCAGACUACCUGCGGACACUGAACCUAGCGGAGGAAUACUAUGGUUGGAGAAACGCUGCUAUCGUUGUAUUGUUCUCAGUGAGCAGUUACACACUGGUGUACUUGAUGAUGAAGUUGAGGACCAAGGCUACAAAGAAGGCGGCGUAA
Molecule: messenger RNA, 4218 nt
Organism: Alternaria arborescens
Lineage: Eukaryota; Fungi; Ascomycota; Dothideomycetes; Pleosporales; Pleosporaceae
Product: ABC transporter G family member 14
Exons: 5
Coding region: 1-4218 (1405 amino acids)
Biological process (GO): transmembrane transport
Cellular component (GO): membrane
Molecular function (GO): ATP binding; ATP hydrolysis activity; ABC-type transporter activity
Source: RefSeq, a predicted model, not a curated record